Messenger RNA from Paramecium tetraurelia, 660 nucleotides. RefSeq lists its product as uncharacterized. The record is from RefSeq and is a predicted model, not a curated record. NCBI's taxonomy places the organism in Eukaryota, Ciliophora, Oligohymenophorea, Peniculida, Parameciidae. The transcript has 3 exons.
AUGGGAGCUUCAAUCUGCCAAUAAACUUGUGCAAUUAAUGAUCGUGAAUUGGUUAAAGAAUAGGUAGAGCUUUAACCAAAAAGUCUCGAUUCAAAACGUGAAUGUUCCUAGAUAUAGGAUUAACCAAUUACAGAUCAUCUUCGCAUUAAUAUUUAAAAUUCUUCUCAGAUUAGCUAUAAUUUGGCAGAUCAACAGCAAAAUCAAAGUAAAGAGUAUUCUAAUUCAAAUGACAUUCCUGAGGCUAUGACUCCUUGGUUACCUUGGUAAAACUUAUUAUUUUAUAACAAGUGGGCAGAAUAAUUUUAAAGGAGAAUAGUAUAUUCAAUUGUUAAACACAGAAAUUGUUUAGUCUAUUAAAUUAUAAUCAUAAUUAGUGAGCUCUCAAAAUGCAGAUAUAUUGCCAAUGUAAAAUUCUCAUAAUUUACAUUCAGAUUAGAAUUCAAACAAUAAUAAUCUAACUCAUCUUAUCCUAGAUUUUGCAAUGACGAUAAGGGGAAUAAAUUAUUGAAUAUGUAAAUUAUUGAAGAUAAUCUUGAUGACUAUAUUAAUUACGAUUGGAAAAACUCUAAAUUUUAAUUGAUUAGUAUUAAUGAUUAAAAUCUAUUAAAGAAAGCAAGUUCAACAAAACCAAAAACAAAAUUACAAAAGAGAUAAUUUUGA